This is a messenger RNA of Lonchura striata (white-rumped munia), 3299 nucleotides long. RefSeq names its product DGAT1/2-independent enzyme synthesizing storage lipids-like. Gene Ontology annotation, cellular component: membrane. The record is from RefSeq and is a predicted model, not a curated record. Gene Ontology annotation, molecular function: acyltransferase activity. NCBI's taxonomy places the organism in Eukaryota, Metazoa, Chordata, Aves, Passeriformes, Estrildidae.
CCGCGGGCACCCGGCCUCCGCGGGGGCGGCGGGCGGAGAGUAAAACCGGGCCCCGGCAGGGACGCGGGGCCGGAGCCGGUCCCGCCGCCGCCAGGGCAAGGAGAUGACAGGUGGAAAUGAAUCCUGUACUGCAGGACCAACAUCUAUGUCCUAUUUAACUUGCCUGACUUACAUUCUGGAAGAAUGGACUGGUGUGGAGGAUAUCGGAGAUUAUCUGAGUUACGUAUUCUACAUUCUAUGGUUGCUUUUUCCACUUGUAGUAGUCUUUGUACUUCCAGGAGUUAUUGUCAUUCUCUUCUAUGUUUCCAUCCUCUGGCUUCAUAUUUAUAAAAGGAAGAAUGAAAUAAAGGAAGCUUAUUCCCAUGAUGUUUGGAUAGGUGCAAGAGAAAUGUUGGCAACCAUAUGGGAUGGACAUGGGAGAAUAUGGCAUGGUUAUGAGCUGCAUGGUGUUGAAAAUAUUCCUCAAGGACCAGGACUUGUUGUGUUUUAUCAUGGAGCUACUCCCGUUGACUAUAUCUAUUUCUCAGCUAGACUUCAUGUAAUGAAGAAGAGGUGCUGCAGCGUAGUAGCUGAUCAUUUUGUCUUUAGAUUACCAGGUUUUAGAAUACUACUUGAGGUAUUGGGAGUUAUACAUGGACCAAAAGAAGCUUGUGUCAGGACUCUGGAGAAGGGCCAUCUGUUAGCCAUUGCCCCAGGUGGAGUUCGGGAAGCACUCUUCAGUGAUGAAAUGUACACUAUUUUGUGGAGUGAUCGCAAGGGCUUUGCCCAGGUGGCCAUUGAUGCAAAAGUGCCCAUCAUUCCUAUGUUUACACAAAAUGUCCGAGAAGGCUUUAGGACAUUAGGAGGAAUAAAAAUACUUAGGUCACUAUAUGAGCGUACUAGAUUGCCAGUAGUUCCUCUGUACGGGGGGUUUCCUGUCAAGCUUCGUACAUUUAUUGGAGAACCCAUUCCAUAUGAACCAAAUAUGACUGCUGAGGAACUAGCUGCAAAGACAAAAGCAGCAGUCCAAGCUCUCAUAGAAAAACAUCAGAAAAUACCAGGAAAUAUAUUUAGGGCUCUAAUGGAACGAUUUCAAACACAAAAGAAAGACGAUUAAGGUCUUCUGGACUUAAACUUCUAUAACUACUAUUUAGUUAUAAUAUUCUUAAAGUCACAUUUGUAAAUUAUUAAUUCUUCUAAUAAUAGGUUUUAAAUACUGUCCUAAUGAUACUGCUGUAAAAUUCACUUACCCUUGCCCUUUCCCCUGUCCAGUAUCAAGCUCAGGAACCCAAACAUCAAAUCAUUCAUAAUGGGGCAAAGUUUAAUUUUUGAUAAAUGCAUUCCUACCUUGGAAGUGUCUGGGUUGUUGAUUUUGUUUUUUUGUUUGUUUGUUUUUUGGUUUGUUGUUUUUUUUUUUUUUUUNUUUUUUUUUUUUUUUUUUUCCCAAAUAAUACUUGCAAGCCUUUAUGUAUAUGGUCUGUCUUCCUUUUGGUCUGUUAUUGUCUCCCAUCCCUAACAUUAUGGAUCUCUAACCUGAAUGUCAAACCCUGUGCAGAGCUGGAGUCUUAAUGUUUUGACCAUCAUCAUUGCAAGAAGGUUUUGUGGGCCAGAUGAAUGCCAUACAACAUUAUGAGAACUUUGCUGAGAUUGUUACUCUCACACUGCUGGGAAGCAGUCCACCACUUUUGGCCUGUAGAACCUCUAGCAGUGCCUGCAAAACCUAUGUUGCAAAGUGUUUAGUUUUGCUGGGUGAGCUCAGAAAGGGUUCAGAGGAAUGAAAAUUGAUUAGAGAACUACAGUGAUCCAAGGAGGUUUGUUAUGGAAACCACUCUGAUGCUGUGGAUGGGAACCCUACAACACAACUGCUAUUGCAAGCCAAGGCAUAUUGGAUAUCUGCCCAUGAGUAGAGACUUAUCCCAUUUAUUUCUCAAUUAAUCUACAAAUUCUCUUUUGAAACAAUGAGCCAAGCAUUCGAACAUCAAGAAGUAAAAAUGAGAAUACUGUUUAGUAAUAUGAGCUCAAAAAUCUUUAUUUUGAUGGAAAGAGAAAAUUGUUACAACACUGUAAAAGCGGUAGCUCUUUUGAAAAACAGAAUUGGCAUUCCCAAAUACCUUUAAGAUUUAGUAUAUGGAUAAACUAUUAAAUGUAUUCUUUGAACAGUUAUUUAUGUCAGUUAAAUAAUGAAGGAGAGGGAGUUCUGUAUACUUAAGUGGAAAUAAUUGAAUCAACAGGAGAGAAAUGUAAGAUUGGGCUUUUGUGCACUUCCAGCAAAUUAUAUUUUUUUCUUAGCUAAAGCCUAUGAUUUUAUUUGCCAUAUAGGAAAUAUCUGAAAUAUUUCUUCUAAUUUCCAGGAAUUUUGGUCUACAGUUCUUAAAUUAACAUCUGGGAACUUUUUAGUUUUGGGAUGAGGACAAACUCCUUCAGAAAAAAGAGGUUUUUGCUAUAUGAUGUGGUUGCCUUUCAAUAUUGUUGGGGUGUGACCUUUUCUUAAAAAAAAUACACCUUCCCGAAAAAUACCCAGUAGCCAACAUUUGAAGGAGCAGUUAUAUUUGAUAUAGUAGUAAUUCCUCUCACCAUUUAAGCACAUACUUUGCUUUAUGCUCUUUUAAAUGUGUAAAUUAGUGUUAUUGCAUAACUGCAUGUGGGUGAUGCCCUAUGUUAGAGAAAUAUCACUUUAUGGGAAAUUGUCUGUCAAAUGUGGUUCACAGGAAGCAAAAGGCUUACUUAAUGAUAUUAUUUUUUACCAAAAACAUUUUACGUGGUGUUAAAUUUUUUAAAGCUUUGGAAAGUGUCAUGGUAUCUAAAAACAAAUGCCCAUUCUGAAGUUUUUUCAAUGACUUGGGUUUUACUUGAAGGCAAGAUUGUGUUCCUUUUAAUUUAUUGGACUGUGUUUCAAAAAUACUGUUAACACAGCAUAUCAUUAAAAAUGAUAAUGCUAAAUUCCUGCAUUGAAAUAUAACUUAAGUAUGCUUUUUUUGAUGUCCAUCUUGAUAAAAAUGUACAUCAGUCUGUGUUGUGAACAUCUCAAAGCUGAACAUAUUUUGUGUUGAGUUUGCAUGUAUGUAAAAGAGAGCUCAAUCUAAAAGGUUCUAUUAGACCUGGACAGACAUUGUUAUCAGAGAUUUUGUAAAAUUUAUUAAGUGUGUGGAUUAUUUGCUGCAGUUUUGUCCCUUUAUGUAUUAAAAGAUCAGUAUAAAAAAUGAAGGACAGUAUUGGUACUCUCUUAAGUGUUCAUAUUUGUAGAGGCCUUUCAUAUUUAUUUCUAUAUAUUAAAAAUAUAUAAAUGACACCUUUUGAAUAAAAUUGACAACUGGAACAGA